This is a messenger RNA of Mya arenaria, 8594 nucleotides long. RefSeq names its product hemicentin-1-like. Lineage: Eukaryota; Metazoa; Mollusca; Bivalvia; Myida; Myidae. The record is from RefSeq and is a predicted model, not a curated record. Gene Ontology annotation, molecular function: protein binding. The transcript has 16 exons. Bases 104 to 3304 code for a protein of 1066 amino acids.
AUCAUGCGCUUCUGAGUUUUUAAACUUCCUAAUUCAUCCAAACAUUUGAAAGUUAAGAAAACAUACAGAUGUGUCGUUAAUAACGAAAAAUUGUUCAACAGUCAUGGUUAUAGUAAACCUCAUAGUAAACUUUGUGAUAAUAUUAGUACAUAUGAUAACUUCAGUUGCUGAAGCUCAGGUGGUCAUGUUGUCUCCGACCUCUCCCACCGUAACAGAGUACAGUCCUCUAACACUGACAUGUGGGACAGCGUUCACUGGCGCCGAGAAUGUAACAUGGAGUAAGCGGCUAAAAAACAGCUAUUUUUUUAACAUUGGAAUCAUCAACAUCACAUUGGGCGCCUGUUCUCCUUAUUCCCCUUCUUUGGAACCUAACUCCACACUAUACAACUACACCUGUCCGGCUCAAAACAAUCUCACAUUAACAAUAAGGAACGUUUCUAGAACGGAAAACGGACACGGAUGGAAAUGCACUGUUGACAGAAACGGAAGGGAAGAAAUCAGUCAGGAAGAAACUGUUUCAGUGCAAGUUGGCAUUUCCGGCGUGACAUUGUCCCCAAGCACCGACCCUAUCAACGUGAUAGAGAAUAACAACACGACAUUGCAGUGCAAUACAUCGGGCGGGUUACCGGCUGCCUCGGUUCGAUGGUACAUCGUAAGGUCGGGACAGGUGCAAGACGUCACGUCACUCUCCAUGAACACGUACCAAGAGGAGGACAAUCUCAAUGUGACGCGAAGCACACUUACAUUCACGCCGUUCAAAUCUGACCAGAAUGGCUCAGUAUACUGCUCAGCAAGCAAUGUUGGAGUGGAGUGGAAUUCAUCAAAUCCGUCUAUAAAUGUAUUAUUUCCCCCUGAUGUGCCAACCAUACAGAUUGGCGGUAACGAGGUCACAGGAACGGUAAAGAUCAUUGAAGGAAACAGCAAGGCAUUCAACUGCCACACAGAGAGUAAUCCGACCAGUAACUACAACUGGUCGUUCCCGGGAGGAUCUAGUUCUAACAAAAUCUUACAAGUAGAGAAAUUCUUGCCAGGGUCCUUUGACGGCAAUUACACGUGCUAUGUUCGGAACCGAAUGGAACCAUCUUCUGGAAACUCAAUGACAAUUGUGUCCCGGGCAACUAUAUCAGUCGAUGUUUUGUAUCCACCUCGUCUACCAUCAUUCAAAUACGGAAAUACCACAGACCCAAUCAUUACUGAUAACAAUAUAGAAAUUGUCCUUGGAGACGGAGCGUCAGUGACAUGUGAGGCCGACGCCAACCCGGCCCCCAAUACUUACACUAGGAUAGGGAAACAGACAAACAGCCAGCUAGUAUCCCUCAACGGCUUCAAAGUUAACACCACAGUCCAGUGCACGGCGACCAACAUUAUGACGGAAACAAACAGGAAACCUAUUAAAGGAAGCAAUAGUUCCUUUUUGCAAAUAAAUGUUUGGCGCCCUCCGAUUGGUGUAACAUUUCAAUACCAUUAUAGUGUUACUGGAUCAAUAAAAAUAGCAGAGAAACUGAAGAUACUAGCCGGCCAGGCCUUCUGGUUGUAUUGCACGGCGGAUAGUUCUCCUCCAUCUACGUACACAUGGUCAGGCCACCCUUCCUCAAGAGAAGGAAUCUGGAAUGUAUCAGGAGGUCUAACAGCAAGUCAGUCCGUGUCUUGUUUUGCUGAAAACUACAUGCCGACGACGUACAACGGCCCGGUGCGCGGGAACACGUCAUCUGAUCUUUACAUCGACGUAUUGUAUGGCCCGAAAGCGAGGUAUUUGCAGAACGUUACUAAAGUCCGCGGGGCAAAACUUGUUUACCAGUGCUUGUACACACCGGGAAACCCUUCAAAUGUUGACUUUGAGUGGACGAAAUCCGGAACAGAUGCAUCCUGGGUCACACAGUAUACACAGUACUUGAUCAUUCCGUCCGUGAAGCCAACUGACGAGGCCAGGUACACGUGCAACGUGUCCAGCAUUCUCCUGCCAACGUUGGAAUCAGCGAAGAACACGCAGUAUGAUACUGCAACAUUUUAUCUGGAUGUUCUUUAUGGGCCGGAAAAUUUGGUGUUAAAACUCAAUAACGUUUCAUUUGCAACCGUAGAAAUUGAUGAACAUUCAUCAAACCACAUGGAAUGUUUGCUAGAAAGUGAUCCCAGCUCGGAAAUGGCACUUACAAAAGACGGUAAAACAAUGGUUAAAAGAUCUGGAGUACAUCAACUCGUACAUGGACUACAGGCUGCAUGUUCAGACGCUGGAGUGUAUACUUGUUCAGGAUACAACCAGUAUGGAGUGGGGGAUAACGCGUCAAUGCACCUAUUUGUAAAAUGUUCGGCAAGGCGAUCACCGGGAGUGGAUGUUCAGCUUAAUAUUACCGCACGCCAGCAUGUGAAUGCAACUCUAGCCUACACAGUUGUCGCCUACCCUGUGCCACAGUUUGCCUGGAAGCGGUGUACGACUGGCAUGUCUUGUGAACCUUUGCCGAAUGAUAUGAACAAAUUUAUAAUUGAUACAAAAGGUCUAUCAAGUUACUUAACGGUGCUGGACGUUCAGAUCGAGGACUACAGAAUGUACCAAUUGUCUGUGUCGAACGGAGUUGGUGAUCCACUAGUCGAAUGGUUACACCUUAAUCCAACUGGAAAACCUGAUUUGCCAACGGACUUCCGCGCCAUUGAAGACACUAUAGGGGAGAGAACUGCUACUUUGACUUGGGUACCAGGAUUUGACAAUGGAUCUCCUCAGAAAUUUCAUAUUUCCUACAGAAAACUGGUUGAUGUAUAUGCUUAUUUUACACGAAUCGUAAAACAUGACAACACACAAGUGAUGUUUUACACAGUAGAGAAUUUAGUUCCUGGAACAGAGUACUAUGUUUCUAUCUAUGCGACGAACAAGGAGGGCACUACUGCAUCGAUGAACGAUACGUUCCAAACUCUUACAGCCGAACCUGGUACAAAUACUGGCCUUGCUGUUGGAGGUGCGAUUGGCGGAACUGUCGGAGCGAUUGUGAUCAUUGUUGUCUUCGUUCUCAUUCUCAGACGGAAAUACUCACUUAACUGUGCUGCUGCUGCUGCUGCUGAUAGAAAACCGGAAUCCGGUACAGACAACCUCACAUAUGCCGCUCCAGAGGCGUACGAGGACGUGUCUUUGCCAACGAAUGCAUCGACUUACGAUGCUCUUAAAACUGAAAACAAUGGGCCUGACGAAUCGCACAUUUACACGGCGUUGGAUAAGAAGAGUUCAAAGUCACAAAGGCACUACGAAAAUGUCAAGAAAAAAGAUCCAGUUUACAACAAUAUUGUCCGGGGGAAACUGAUGCAAACCCACUGUUAAGCAGAUAACUGCAACUUUAAACAUGACAACCAGCCGCCGUGUGAUGAUGGGAAGACUUUCAAUUUUAUAAUGUCAUUUAUUUGCCAGUGAAAACAUUAUACGUUUAUAACAAUUCAAAUUAUGUAAAUCUCAAUUCACUACAGCUUUUGAUCAACUCAUAUAUCGAUACAAAAAGGGACAAUAUGAUGGGAAUUUCUGCAUUCAUAUAAUCAGUAUAUCCAACCUUCAUAUAUUAAAAGUUGGGUAUAAUGAUUGUAUCCACAUUCAUAACAGGUGAUUUCAUGAAUUUAGGAGAAAUCCUGAGAAUACCUAGAUUGGGAUCUGGUAUAUCAAUACGAGAAAUAUCAAGGAUAGUUGUAUUGUUAAAAAUUAAAUUGUUUCUAUACAACCUACUAAUUUCUGCGUAUUCUAGUGCAUAAAUAUGGUGUACAGACAGUGUGACAUUGAAUUUCUACAGGAUGCAGGGUAAAACGAUUAUAAUAAUCCUUUUACGUCUAGCAAAGGCUGUUAUACGUUUUGAAACUCUUGAAGUCGGAGGUAUAUGUUGAAAAAGAAACCAAAUGGAAUGAAUAUUUUUGGUCUAUAUACACAAAAAGUUGAAAUCGCUAUGAUUAAACUACGUAAUAUGUUUCCAAAUAGUACAAGUGUUCGUCAAAACAAUUUUCACAAAGUGUGAGGAAAUUAUAUAAAUAUCGUAUGAUUUUUUUUUAUUCCUAACAAAAUUAAGUACAUACAAAAGUUUUAAACUGUUUUUUAUUCAUUUAUUCAAACAUUUUUACUUGCUGACAGUUCCUGUCAUCUGAUGUUUGUGUACACAUUGAAUAGUGACGUCACUGCUGUAUGUGUAUAAGGGAGGCAAUAACGUCAUGAUUUAGCCAAAAUAUUGAAGCAGUUAUUUGGCCUUAUAUGACAUUCAAAAUAUCACUGCGGUCACGUGUCAAAAAAGGUUGAAAAUGUUUCUUUUCUUUUUCGGGUAAUGGGAAUGCACAUUUUGUAUAUAAUGAUACGCAGUAUAUAUUUUAGUUUAGUUUAUAUUAGUAUAUGUAUCAUUAAGAUAAUUACAUACAAUAGCUAAAUGUGCGAAAAGUAAGCACCGUAUCACAAUAUCACCGCAGUGCUAGCACCGUAUCAACAUCAAACAGUACAAUAAGAGUAUUGUUCUCGAGGUAUCAUGUAAGAUUUGUUCUCGCAGAAACAAGCAAGGGGACCAUAGGGACUUAAGUCACUGUGUAGCCGAGACCUGGCCCUAGGUGAUGGCACAUAUGAAUACCCUAGGAUUUUAGGCUAUACGGGAUAGCAAUGCCAAUUUGCCUUAUUUUCUGACACUAUUAUGGUGCGUAUGCCUUAAAAACGAGCAAGGGGUGGUAUUGCGAUGCGGUACUACGGUGCUAGCUUCGCGCACAACAAUCGCUUAUUGAAAAUUAUAAUAAAGUCAAUAAAGAAAUAAGUACUGACGGAGGAGGGCAUUAUGUCACAUUUCUCUUUCUAAAAUGAUCAACAACAUACUUCGGGAAUUAACAUAAUUUUAUGAAUUUAAUAUUGUUAUAAACAGGUUUUAUAUGCUUUUGAAAUCAAUUGGAUAUCGAUGUAAAAGUAUUUUAAUAUCGAAAUAAAUACAUUCAAGUACAUGAAACCACUGCCAUUUAAGUUCACAUUUUCUUUCAUUUAGCUUUAUUUUAUAGACUGGGACUUUAAAACUAUAGGAUCUUUUAUUUCUAUGCUAAAGCAGUUAAAACAUAAAAGUAUUUAAGUUAUAAUAUGACUUUGGAGAUAUGUCUCAAAUGUCCAGUUGAACUCAACACAAUACAAUUUGUUUAUUCAGGUCAUUGUAUUUCUGGUAAUAGUUUAGCAUACAAUCAAUAUAAUUUUAUUUUAUAUACCAUAAAUGCUUAUUUUUGAUUAAAAAUACCAUAAUUCUUGAUAUAAAUACUUUGUAUUUAUAUUUUCAUAUAUGCUCAUGUUUUUAUUAUCAUUCAAAGCUUAAGUCACUCUUAACUCAUAACUGAAAACAUUAAACAUUAUGUUUAUAAAUGUUAGUAUUAAAACACCUGAAAUUUUUAUCCCCAAACGGGUGGAAUAUAGUUCGUCUGUCCGUCCAUGCAUCCUUCACCCACGGUUUCCGACCAAUAUUUGAAGAUAUUUGCUGCACGAGUGGGUACUUAACUUUUUAUUUACCUGAAUUAUACUAUCUGCACUUUCAUACGGCUUAGUAACUCGAUUCAAGUGAAUAUAUUUAUCUCACCUGUUUAUAUAAGAUCCUUUGUAUCAUUACUAACUAAUACUUUAACCGGUCACUGUUACAUAAAUUUACGUCAUUUAAACUCAAACAUUAACUUCAAAAUUAUGAUUUAUUGAAGCAUUUUCAAAUUAACUUACAUAAUUGAAAUUUUAUCAUUGCGGCUUUUUAAACAAAAAUGAUUGUUAUACAACGAAACAAAUUGUUUAUUUUUUUCAAAACAAAUAAUAUAUUUACAAGAAUGGGUUUACUGUUAAUAUGAUUUAUUACAUAUUAUUUCACGAAGUUAUAUUAAUGUACUUUGUUUUUGUAGUCACUUUAAACUACUUUAAUUACUGUGUCUUCCUAAACUUAUAUAAUUAUUUAAUUAAUUGAUAACAAAAUUAUUUCAUUUGUUAAAUAUUUGCCAUGUUUAAAUAAGACUGGAAUCCAGUUUAAAAACGUGUGUUUCUCUAAAAUGUGAUCACAUAGUCUAAAAUGUCAAAAAUUAAUAUUCAGCCAUCAAAGCAAUAGUAUUUGCCUCUUGUUCAUAUACAUGCUUUAGAGCAUCACUCAAUCGCAAUACAAAGUUGUCUGUACAUGGAUUUUGUUUCUUAAAAUAUUGUCAUGUAAUACUAUGAAAUGUCAUUGAUAUGCUUAGACAUUCUUAUUUUUCCUUUUUACAUUAUAUACGUGACUACGCCUCCAACAUUCAAUUAGAUUUUUCGUCUGUUUAUUAGUACUUCAGCCUUUUGGCGUUCUGAUGUUUUGUCAAAUGACCUAAUACAUCUAGAUUUAUGAACAUAGACAACUUUCUUCAUAUGUGGUACAAUAUCAGAUAUGCUAUGUCCGCCAUACUUACUUUCACAUGAUUAUUAAUAAACAUGAUCAUUAUGUUCUUUGAUCUCUCCCCCUUCUUUGACCUUGUUUGUGACAUUGUCUCGACGAUUGUACUAGCAUAUCUCAUUUUUAUAAUUUCAAUUACAUGAAUUGGCAAACAAAUAUAAACGUCGGCCAAAAUGUAAAAUAUAGGUAAAACAGCCGUUUCCAUCUUACUCUGUAUCUUUUGUUCCUACUGGGCUUAGCGAGCGACGUAGGUGAUGUUUACUCUUCAGAUUUCAAUCUGAAUAGUUUAGUUGAUAGUUCGGGGCGUAAAAGCAACUCCUUAUCACAACAGUUAGCCAUUUAACAAUGCAUCUCAUAUCCAACACACUUAACAGAAAAACAGUGCACAAUUAUCGAUCUCUUAUUUGUUGCUAACUCAGACACCUUGGACCAUAGUGGAGUUGGAGAGCCAUUUCUAUAUCAAAACAUUCGUAUUCAUUGCCCAAUGUUUGGAUUUUUUAGAUACCAUAAAUCGGUAAAGAAGGUCACUUGUCGUAGAAUAUAGAAAUCUGACAAUGGAAACUAUACACAACUUUGCCAAAAGAUUUUUGACACUGAUUGGUCAAUUGUUGAUAUUUCCGACAGCUGUAUUCCAAACAAGUUAAUAACUAUCAAUCUUCCUUGGAUGAAUAAUGACAUUAAAGUAAAAAUUCGAGAACGCAAAAGAGCUUAUCGAAAGGUCAAACGCACUUACUAUCCGAUACAUGGGACUAAGUUUCGCGAAUUGCGCAACGAAGUUGUCGCUCUGAUUCGGUGUUCAAAAUUGAAAUACUUUGAUUCACUUGCUUCGAAAGGUAACACCAGAAGUAGCUAAAUCGUAAGGCAUUCCUCCACAACUUAACCCACUAGAGGGCUAGUGCGUUGUAAACGACCAAGGCAAGGCCGAAAUCCUUAAUGGUUUCCUUGUCCUUUAGACCUACGUUGACGAUUCAAAACAAGACAUACCAGAAAUUGAUUUAACUAAUGAUGAUGCUAAACUUGAUUCCAUUGCUAUCGUACCUUCCAAUAUCAAAGAUUUCACAAGUAAUCUCUUUGUGGUAAAGCAUCUUGGCCCGAUGGCAUUGAUAAUGGUAUUCUACUUCAGUCGGUCAAGCAUCAAUAAGGUCACUUAGAAACGCAUCCAAUAUUUCUUGCCUUUGUACACACAAGUCACUUUAUAUGAAUAAAUUCGUUCAUUCCUCAAUUUAGCAUGGAAUUGUCUCUCAGCUGAAGCACAAAACAUUGACACUGUUUCUGAUUUUAAAGUUUACCUAAAGUAGGAUAAUUAAAAGUCAAAUAGUAUGUUUUAUUAUGAAAAACGUCGAUAACAGGUCAUUCAUACUCGCUUACGGAAUUGAUGCAGUUCUUUGAACCAUAACCCCUUUGUUAAAGAUAUUGUUCCCCCACCCUUAUGUUCGUGUGGAAUUCAUGAGACGUAUCAUUAUAUUCUUAUCUGUCCUCUUUAUACUGACCAAAGCAGACUUAUGCUCAACUCUAUGGAAACUCUGACUGACGUAACGCUUCGCAAUUUACUAUACGGUGAUACUGCCAUUACAGAACAAAAUAAGACAUUGUUCGAUGCAGCUCGCCUCCUUAGUCAAAUGACAAAAAGAUUUGAUAGCCAGUGCCAGUCAUAUCCAAUUGUUUAUAACUGCACCCAGAAUUGUCUCCUUUCUGUAAACAUGUGAUAAUCAGCACUAACAAUCAGGUCUCAACGAAGAAUUGCAUUUAAUUCAACCACCCUACCAUAUUUCUUCUCUUUCAUCCUUUUUAACUUUUUUAUUUUGUUCUCAAGCAAAAUCAAGGACUUUUGUAUUCGAUUAGUGAAAAUAAACUAAGAUUACUUUUGCAUUGUUAAGUACACAAAGUUGUUCAACUUUUAGCUAUUACCUUGUCCGUGUACGUCGUCUGUAAAUACAUAAUCUUCACAUAUUUAAUAAUAUUUAAUAAAGCCAAAUCAUGUUUUACAAUUAACUUAAAUGCAACUACUUAACCAUUAAAUUCAACAAUAUAAAUCUCAUUGUGUCAUCUACAUUGUCAGCUGUACAAAUGUCAGUCACUAACUGUGUACUUUUGCUAAGUUUAGGAGCAGAACUUUUAAAGAUAUAUUUAUCUUUCGUUCUAAUCAUUAUCUUUAGAUUGAACAUGUGUUUACUGUUUGUUUUUAUGUUAUGAGUGUGUACGCUGAUGAAUAAAAUAUGCUUAAACCAA